Molecule: messenger RNA, 2108 nt
Organism: Drosophila bipectinata
Lineage: Eukaryota; Metazoa; Arthropoda; Insecta; Diptera; Drosophilidae
Gene: sub
Product: subito
Biological process (GO): microtubule-based movement
Cellular component (GO): nucleus; microtubule; kinesin complex
Molecular function (GO): ATP binding; microtubule motor activity; microtubule binding
Source: RefSeq, a predicted model, not a curated record
GUUGUCAUUCAUUAUUUCUCCAAAGUUGGCAGCGCUCUCGGAAGCGUCCAAAAAUUAGCGCGAAGGAGGACAUAUAUAUACUAAAAAUCUCAAUAUUAACAAGAUGGACAGUAAACAUAAAGUCGAGGUACACAAGCGGGAAAUGCGAUCUUUUCUGAUGGCCCGCGACCCUUCAAUCGAUCGACGCUUCCGGCCGCGACCCAACAAAAAGCUACGCCUCUUUGAUGACAUCCAGGAAUCGGAGGAUGACAGCUUCUCGGAGUACUCAGAUACCGAGUCCGACUAUACUCCCAAUGCCGCCUCGACAGCAACAAGCACAGGCGACAGCACUAGCACUGAAACAGGACCCCAAGUAUUCCUCCGCCUGCGACCCGUUACGGAUCCCUCCAAAGCCUACACAAUCUCGGAUGACGGCAGUGUGCUCAUCACGAGUUGCAAAAUAGACUCGACCAGCAACAAUGUUAACCGAAUGGAAAAACACUUUAGCUUCAGUUCCAUCUUCGACAGCUGUGUGGGCCAGCGAGAUAUAUAUGAUAUAUGUGUGGGUCCCAAAAUCUUAGAAGAGGAAUGCGUCACUAUUAUGACAUACGGCACUUCAGGAUCGGGCAAAACGUUUACACUACUCGGCGACGAUGUCCGUGCUGGAAUCAUUCCCCGAGCACUGGAGAACAUUUUCACAAUCUACAAAGAGAAUUUGUAUCACGCUCCGAAACUGAAACUAGUCAAUGGUUGCAUUACUUUCCUGCAGGAUGAUGCCACUUUGAAUGAAAUACAGGUCCGAAAAAAGCUGUUGCAACUGUGCCCCGACAUUACUGCCCACCACAAGCGACUAAAGCAAGUGAUCGAUGGUGACCAUAAUUUUGAGGUGAAGGCCUCUCCCGACACUUCGGUGAUGGUGUGGGUGUCCUUUGUAGAGAUCUACAAUGAGUUGGUGCAUGACUUGUUGGCCAUACCGCCCCGGCAGGAAAAGCUUGGCGAGGUGCCGCGUAAAAACCUGAAGAUUGUGUGUAAUAAGGGGCUAGUAUUCGUGAAGGGGCUGACCAGCGUGUUUGUGAAAACUAGCGAGGAAGCUCUGCAGCUUCUUCGACUUGGCCAGCAACGCUCCACAUAUGCCUCGACAUCAGUAAACGCAAAUUCCAGUCGAUCGCACUGUGUUUUCACGGUUGAUAUACUCAAAUACGAUCGUUCUGGCAUGACCACCCAAAGCUCCUACAGAUUCUGCGAUUUAGCGGGCUCCGAGCGGGUAAUAAACACUGGGACCACGGGUUUGCGCCUAAAAGAGGCCAAAAACAUAAACACUUCACUAAUGGUCCUCGGCAGGUGUCUGGAUGCGGCCAGUACGUCCCACAAAAAGAAAAAUAACGACGUUAUACCAUACCGCGAUUCCAAGCUCACCAUGCUGCUGCAGGCGGCAUUGCUGGGCAAAGAGAAGCUGGCUAUGAUUGUUACGGUCACUCCGGUAGACAAAUAUUACGAGGAAAACCUGAACGUCUUGAAUUUUGCCUCCAUUGCUAAGAAUAUUAUAUUUAAGGAGCCGGUAAUUAAACAGCAUAGAACCAGUUUUUGCGGCUUCAUGGAGUUUUCAAAAAUGGAGCCUGGCGAUGAAUACAAAAAGCAGCUUGAAGAAGAAAAUGUCAGCUUGACAUUGGAGAUCGAGCGCCUGAAAUUCGAUCAUGUUCUGCAAAUGCAAUUGCUGGAGGAGAAGCUGCGCAAGGAACUCACCGAUACAUACCAGGAGAUUAUCAAGGACACAAAGAAACAACUAGUAGAGGAAUGUGAAAAGAAGCUACUAAUUGCAAACAGGGAAUGGGAAUUUAAGCUUGCAUCGCAAAAGCGCCGAUACGAAGAAGAUAUAGAAGACCUCAAGGAUGAGAUAGAGGAUCUAAAGAAUCCUUCUCCAUCGGACUGUGAAAGUGUAGAUGAGGCCGAAGAGUCGAAAUCCCCCAUCGAAAUAGUCGAUGAUGAUUAAUAGUUUUAAAAUCUUAGUUCUUUCUUUAAUUAAGUGUUAAGUUUUUGUGGAGUUUUUUGCCUAUCUUUAGUGUUAUGAAAUAUUUUAUCUGUUUGUACCGAAUGCAAAAUUUUUUAAUAAACGUGUCAUUUAUAAGUUA